AUGGUGUCAGCUGGGUUAGGGGUCAGUGGACUGUGGGUGGUGGGGGACAUGGGCAACAGAGGGCCGGUGGGGUGGUGGUGAUGGGGGCUCUGCAAUCUGUUCCUCUCCUCAGGGUGACCCCUUUUCCAACAGACAGAGCCUCCAUGAGAGGACCAGCUGUGGCCAGCUGCCAGCCCAGUAAAGCAGCGAUGGCCUAGGGCAGAGCAUCACUGCUCCCCAUUAUUCCACACCCUCAAUGGCUCCAAUGGAGCUCCUCGUCUUUUAGUGACAUUAUCAUUAGGGCCUGAUAGAAUGUUGUGACAGCUGGCGGCUGGGUGUGGCCCAUCCCCCACUCCCCUGCUUCUCUCCCAUUGACGGAAGCCUUUCAACACUAUUGAUGAGGACUUGGCUAAGAGCCAGAGCCCAUAUGUGCCCAUCCCCUCCCCUCUCCAGCAUCUUCCUCAUUGAUAAUUCACACUAUUGAUCACCAUUAGUUAUGCUGAUGGAGCUCAGGGCCUCAGAGGGAUCCUCCAAUACCAUUAGAUGACGUUAAGGGCCAGUUGAGGAGGGCAUUGAUAGGGCUGGCUCAUUACCAUGUGUUGAAUUACCAAAACUCUGAGAAUGUUUCCCUCUAAUCUCAUUAAAAGCUCAUGGAGGAUCUUUGUCGAUAAGAGCGAGGUUACGUGAUAGACAUCUGACUUUCACUUACUUCUGUCAAUAAGUAGCCUGACGCUCCCAGGAACAUGCUGGUGUGUGUGUGAUUCAUGUUUCUGUGGGCUGUUUACAUUCAUGUCAACAGGACAAAACAUGCCAGAUAAAACACAAUAAAUAUGAAUAAACUCAGAAUGACAUGUUGUCAGUUGUGCUUGCAUAUCCCAUCUCAUCACCCUUAUAGCACAAAGGAAUAUUGUUAUUAUGUUGUAGUAAAGGUCUUUAGGUCAAGAGGAGCAUACAGUAAAUGUUAUGAUCUACAUUAUAUCUGAGUAUUGAGGAAGGUGAGCGUUUUGUGUGAGAGAAGGCUGCCAAGGAGGCUGGGAGAUAUCAUCCUGUGAUGUGUUAGAUGAAACACCUGCUGUGUACUUUAAACGUGUGUGAAACUGGCUAGCGCCAUGGAGAAUAGGCUGUCUGUAGAGACUAGGAAAGUAAGGCAGGGAAAGGAGGGGAGAGAGAUGGAAAAAGGGGGAGGAGGUGGGAGAGGGAGGGAGUUUUGUGUAGGGAGAGAUUCUAAUAUUACUUUGGUUCAGUUGAUUAAAUUUGUUCUGGGGUUUUCCCUUACUCCUAUUUCAGCGUAUAGGCUGUCAGUUAAGAACAUCUACUCUCUUUCUUUAGACACUGGUUCUGAAUGAAUGGACUAAGGGAGGCAUAUAGAGGAGGAGGAGGAGGAGGAGGAGGAGGGAUACAGACAGGACAUGAGGACAGGGAUGAGACAUAUUAACAGAGGCAGAUUGUCAGAUUUAUUUCAGGGGCAAUGGCUUAAUUAUCUGUUUAGCUGUGCUGUCACCUUUCAAGUGGCAGGCAGCCUCACUGGGAGAGCAAAUAUUAUUAGAGGAUCUGGGAGAGUUGUGGCGUUUCAUUAACAAAGAAUGUCAUUGGUUUCUUAAAUGCCAGUCAAGCAGACUACUGAGGUACCCUCCACAAAGGAGAGCCAGAGAAGGGGAGUAGAAUUAACAAUUAGUAAAGGCUGGUGUGUGUGUGUGUGUGUGUGUGUGUGUGUGUGUGUGUGUGUGUGUGUGUGUGUGUGUGUGUGUGUGUGUGUGUGUGUGUGUGUGUGUGUGUGUGUGUGUGUGUGUGUGUGUGUGUGUGUGUGUGUGUGUGUGUGUGGGUGGUUGUGUGUGUGUGUGGGGGUGCUCGAGUACUCAUGCAUAUUUGUGUAUGCAAGUGUGUCGGUGUGUAUUUGUUUCUCUGUCUAUCUAAAUGGACAAAGGAUUUAUUUGAUUGUAUGUGAACUUGCAUAUUGAUUACUAAUAGAUAUUUAUUGCUGCAUUUUUUAAACUUGGAUUGGUGCACACUCAAUAUCUGAAGAGCAUCUAUCUCACUCCCACAUGCCUGGUUGCCAUAGCCACUAGUGAGGAGUGGAGGUGGAAUUCCAGAGUGGAUAUGAUGAGAUUCUAUUAAGUGCUAUCGGGCAGUUCACUAGGCACCACCAUCUUGUACCAGGAGGUGUGUUCAGUAUAGUUAGUAUCAGUGCUGCAGCUUUUGUAUUGUAUUAUUUCUCUAAGGUGAUUGACCGUGUGUGUGUGUGUGUGUGUGUGUGUGUGUGUGUGUGUGUGUGUGUGUGUGUGUGUGUGUGUGUGUGUGCGUGUGCGUGUGCGUGAGUGCAUGUGUGUGUGCGUGAGUGCAUGUGUGUGUGCAUGUAUGUGUGAUUGGACUGCUACACUCCUCUCCCAUCAGUAGUGAAGGCAGCAGCAGCAGCAGUGUAUCUCUGUAGCUGGGAGUAGAUCAUCAGAGAUUUCCCCAUUGCCCUGAUUGGGAGUGAGAUACCAGCAUUCCCUCUCUGUGUGAUUCCACAGCCCUCGCCUGCAGGGGAUCGAUAGCAGGGCCAGAUGAAAGGAAGUUAGAGGAGAGAGAUCCACACACACAAACACACAGUCAGAGGAACUCAGAUAUAGACUGCCAAGGAGCACUGAUGCAGGGAAAUAUCAUAUGAUUAUAUGACAUGAUAUGGUCCUGAUAGGGAGUGGUAAUGCUUUGAUUCUUAAUAUCCUGUGAUGUAUUGAAUACUAAGUAUGUGUACUAGUUUGGAUGGAUGGUAUGCUCCAGUUACUGUCUCUGUAUUGAUGGAAAGCCAAUGUGCUGUUGUCUAUAUAGCGGUCUGUCUGUUUUCAUUUCCCAGGCCCAGACAGUUGACAUAACCCUGAGACUAUAAUACUGUGGGUAAACAGGCAGACAAUAGGACAGCCCUUGUUCCCAUACUGACCUGCCAGGACCCCCAUUCUGUUUUUACUGCCUCUGGGGUUAAUCCAGACCCUGACUGUGUUACAGGCCGUGUUGACUUCUCACUGUGGGCAGGGGGACUUCAUUAUGAUUGAGUCUUGAGUGGAUAUAAUGUGCGUACUACAGUAAUCGUCUAUGUGAUGGAGUCAUUUGGACCGAGGAAAAGCACAUUAGGCUUAAAGAUGCAUCAAUUUGACAAAAUACUGUAACAGACCAUUUCACUAACCUCAUGCCUCUCUCCCUCUGUCUCUCUCUGUCUCUCUCUCUCUGUCUCGGUCUCUCUGUCUCUAUCUCCAUCUCCGUCAGGUGGUGGUGCCAACGCGGGUGGGCCAGGUGUAUGUGUAUGACACAGGGAACUCAGAGCAGGAUGAGUAUGACGUCCCCCCCAGACACCUGCCUCCCUCCCAGCAGUCCCAGGACAUCUAUGAUGUUCCCCCGACCCGUGGCCAAUACAACCAGCAGGUGAGGAGUCAGCUAGAAACACAUGAUCUCUCUCCUGAGCCCUAGGACCAUGCCUGAUGACUCCUGGCUUUCCCCGUCCCCAGUCCACCUGGUCGUGCUGCUGAUCCAGUUUCUGUUGUUUUGCCUGUGGCUAUGGAACUCUGACUUGUUCAGCAGACAUGCUACCUUGUCCUGGACGUGCUGUUUUCGUCUCUCUCUCAAUUCAAUUCAAAGGGCUUUAUUGGCAUGGGAAACAUAUGUUUACCUCACCUGCAUUUAUGUUAACACUGCACUCCCCCGCCUUUCUAGUAAAGUAACAGUAACAUACCCACAUCUCUGAAGAUCACAUUUCUCAUCUUCCAUAUCAUCAGCAAUUGAGCCACACUAGUGAUGGUGUCCUGUGUAUGAGAGGGGCUGUGGUAUUCAUGUCCUCUCACUGUCCUGCCUCGCCACUUAUUGUCUCCUAUGUCACUGAAGUGAUUUCAUCCUCUUCACAAGAUUGAUGGCUAUUAUUCCUCUCGACUGCCUUAGACACACUUCCCGACUCGAUUGGUCAUCUGUCUGUGAAGUGUCUCGCUUCUCAUUAAUAAUUGAUGUGUUGGGAAUAUUAAACCACUCUCCCUCACCUCCCUCUCUCUGUCUCUCUCUCACUCUUUCUGUCUCUCUCUCACUCUCUGUGUAUGUUUAAACCCACGGCAGUUCUGUGAUUCCAUGUCUAUUUUUAGAGGAGGUCAUACAUUACUAGCAGGGGAAGUAGAUAUUUCAGUGUCUGGAGGCGUUAGAAAAUGAAGGUUGUAUUUUUCCACAAAGCACAGUGAGCAGCGUGUCCUGAGCUGCAUGUGCUCUGGCUCUGAAGGUGUCAUUCGUUAACAAACACACACACACAGACACAGACACAGACAGACUUCUGGAGCAGAUAGACAAGCACACAGCCAUUCUAUCUACUGACAUCUUCUAUUCCCAAAGCAAAGGUCGCAUGGCAGUAGAGAGGGGUAAAGAACUAGCUGGAGGGAGGAGAGAAUGAGGGAAAAAGAGGAAAAGCUGUUUGACUGCGUCAGAGAGGGAGAAAAACAGCUGGAAGACAAACUGAGAGUAGAAACAAAAAUGAAUAAGAGGAAGCUGAAAGGAGUAGACAUACAGCCUUUUAGAGAGACAGUGUGAUCCUUCAAAUAUAGUGCAGGGCCUGUAGGGAUAUCAUUGCAUUCAAGCUCAGAUAGCAGCACAUGUUCACUGGAUAAUCUAUUGAGCCCUGGCUUUGGUUUUCUGCUGAGAGGAGUAACACAAACAUCUAUUUUUCACUCCAACCUGUCUGCUAUCAGAUCAGUAUACCCGCGCUGAAUACCAACUCCAAACAAAUUGCAUCGCCUGAAUUCAAGAUUCUGAUCAAGUGUUUUCUCAAGGUGCCCAAUGGUUGUGGGGGUGGAUUUAUUAUUCAUACUGUAGUCCCUCUUGCCUCCUCUCUCUGUCAGUCUCAUCCUCCAAAGGCCUGGAGAACAGAUUGUAUUUUACAGAAUUAUAAUUGUUAAUCUGCUUGUUUGGGGACAGCCGCAUUUCGAGUGAUGGGAGUGCAAUUUGCUGUGUGUUAAUAGGGGUACAGGAGUGGAUGGAGAAGUUGGCUUGUCAGUCUGCUGCUGUUUGCCGUCAGGUUGUAGAGAAACAGGGAUGAAGUUGAGUCUUAGAUACCACAUACAAUAUUCCUCCUCAGGUGCAACACUUAUUGACACCCAGCCUGCAGAUAAUCCUUCCUCAGCAUCAUAAACUUUAGAGAGGGUCCCUUGUCAGACCCUGGCAGUAGAUUGGGUUGUGUGUUUGCGAGUGUCACACAUGGAGCGUCAUUCUGAUGUUUAUGAUCAACAAAGUACUGUUUAAUACAGCCAUUAACCUAAAAGAUGUAGCAUUAAACUGCCCUCUAAAACUCAUUACCAAGCUCAUUGACUUGGUGAACUACCAUCACCUAUAUAGUUGUGAAAUAGUCUAUUAAUCAAAAGCUGUAAAAGUAGUGUGCAGAGCACAACAACAGACCCUUCACGGGCUGGAGAGAGACAGACGGAGACUUUGGCUGCUGCAUGGCGGUAUGUUCUAAAAGUUUACUCACACAAGACUGACAGCAAAGUUAAUUCUCUCGCCGCUGCUCCAGGCUCAAGUGCAUUGUGGGAUUGAAUUUGACGGUGCUUUAGAAAAGAGGAGGUUAGGCAAUAGGCAUCCUCUCAAAAACAUUCUGUAGCAUUGUUGCAGUAAUAUCACAUUGUUUUGAAUGUUGCAUUUUGUGGGCAUCACACACAUAUCCUUAUGGUUUUCAUAUGUCAUACAGUGGCGAGAGCAGGCACAACUGACCAGUAGCACCGAGGUUUUAUGAGAGCAGAGUUAGCAUUGAGGUUAAGGUCUCUGCUGUAUACGAGAUUUUCUCCAGCUGUUUCCAACUUUAAUCAUGCUCCAGUCAGUCCAGCUCCCUGUGUGUGUGUCAGGGCCAGUCCCAGAUAGGAUGUGUAUCCUCUGUGUAGGAGUGGGAGAGAGGGUCCCCUAUCGCGUGUAUCAACGCCAUCACUAACCCCCUCUCAGCCUGCAGCCUUAAUAAUGCCUCUGUUUGUCCCCCCCCCCCCCCCCCCCCCCCCCCCCCACCCCCCCCUUCCUUAACAUUAUGCACCCUAACUAAUGAGAAGAGGAGAGAGGAAAAAAGAAAGCAUACAAAAAAUGGUAGGAAGGCAGCGGAGAAGAGAGGAGCCCCAGAGAGAGGAGAGAUUAGAGGACAAAGUGGGCAAAGUCCCUCCCACCUUCUCCACAUUCAACUGGAUUAAACCAACAGGCUCUCAGAAACUUGAUUUAAUUAGUCCCUCCCUUUUUUAGUAUGCUCCUCAAUGGAGUCUGCUGCAGCUGUAAUUGAGCUCUUAUUCCUGAUUGCGUAUUUAUGUAAUAAUAAUAAUUUGGUGGAUGCUUAUAUAAGUGUGUAUUAAUACACAUAUGUGAAUUGGAAAUGUGUUUUCUGCAUAUCCCAACUCCCUCUGAGACACCCUCAGAAAGUGGGGUCACGGCCAGCGUCUGCCAUUAUCAACGGUGACCUUGGAGCAAUUAGGGUUAAGUGCCUUGCUCAAGGGCACAUCAACAGAUGUUUCACCUUGUCGGCUCAGGCAUUUGAACUACCAACCUUUCAGUUACUGGCCCAACGCGCUAACCGCUAGGCUACCUGCCGCCCCAUGUGUGUCUGUAUGUGUGUCUGUAAAUGUAUCUUUAUUGCUUGGGGUGUGGGUGUUUUAUCUCAUUGUACCUUUUAUCUUCCUCCCAGGUGUAUGACACGCCCCCCAUGGUGGUGAAAGGCCCCCCCAGUGGCCAAGACAUCUAUGACACGCCCCCAAGUGUGGACAAGAGCCAGAUGUUCUCCCAGCAAACGGUGAGAGGCUGCUGCUGCUGCACCAAUAGGGUGUCCUCUCUGUCUGUUAUUGUAGUAGAGGAGGGAGACAGUGGUAGACUCAUCAAUCCCUGUGUACUUUACCACCUGUCCUUGUUUGCUGGAUAUGUGGUGCCUUAAAGUAACCAUCCCUCCUCCUUAUCAUGAGUCAGAAUGUGUGUUUUAAAUCAUUAUGAAAUCCUAUGGCAGUGAGAGUCAGUGUGUGUGCUUCACGUCAUUAUGAAGUCAUAUGGCAGUGAGAGUCACUACAGUAUGUGUGUUUGACGUUGCCUCUGUCUUCCUCCCAGGUGUACGACUUCCCCCCCUCCGUCAGUAAGGAUGUUCCAGACGCUCCUAUCAGGGAGGAGACCUAUGAUGUUCCCCCCCACUUCGCCAAGCUGAAGAGUCUGGAGAGCCAGAACCAGGGCUAUCUGAUCCCCGGGGGGCCUGAGCCCCCCAUCCCUGAAGACGUGUACGAUGUCCCUCCCCCUCCCCUCACCGGCAAGUGCCACCCAGACGCCCACCACGCCCCACUGGGCCAGGAGAUCUACGACAUCCCCGCCAGUCUGAGGAAGGGUGGACCCCACAACCCCCAGGAUGUGUACGAUUUCCCGCGCGAGCGGCCUGCGUGCGAGGACUCCAUCUAUGACGUCCCCCCUCAGGUGGUGAGAGACGCGGGUGCCACAGAGGAGCUGACGGUCAGCUUCAAACGACUGUCUGCCUCCAGCACGGGCAGUACCCGCAGCAACCUGUCCACCUCCUCUCUGGACAUGGUGCCAGUCAGGGAGUCGGCAGUGCCCGGCCAGGCCGGCCUGGGGAAACUGUUGAUCCUAGACCUGGAGCAGGCCAUGGAGCGCCUCUCCCAACUGCAGCAGGAGGUGGAGGGCUCCGUCUCCCUCCUCAUGUCCUUCAUUAGUGGGAACUGGCGCAGCCCCACCCAGAUGGAGGCCAACCUCCCAGCCAUCAGGCAGGCGGUGGACAGGAUGAGGGCGGCCGUCAGGGACCUGCUGGAGUUUGCACGGGGGGCCGUGGCCAACUCUGCCCAGGCCACUGACCGCACGUUGCAGGCCAAGCUGGGCAAGCAGGUGCAGAAGAUGGAGGAAGCCUUCCAUAGCCUGGUCAAGUACAGCCAGGCUCUGGAUGCUGUGGCCUGGGCCCCCUCUGCUCUGAUGGCACCCUCAGCGGGCAGUGGUGGGGAUGACCUGGACCGGCUGGUCAUGUGUGCCCGGGGCGUGCCCGACGACACCAAACAGCUGGCCUCCUUUCUCCAUGGCAAUGCCUCGCUGCUCUUUAAAAGGACAAACAAGCAGCAGCAGCUUCCUCUGCCCCCUGUCCCCCACACUGCUGACCUCAUGGGUCAGAUGACCAACAACAACAUCUCAGCUUAUCAGACAGGAGAUGGCAGGGCCAACAUCCAGUCCCGGCCCCUGCCGCCCCCGCCCAAGUUCACGUCCGAGGAGGAGACCCCUGACCGGCCGUACGAGACCACAGAGGAGGGCUGGAUGGAGGACUAUGACUAUGUGCAUUUACAGGUAAAACCUCCUCAUAUGAAAGAACAAAACAGAUCAUCACACAUGCAUUUACAUCCUUAAUUAUCAGUCGAGAAUAAGCACUGGUACUCUCAUAACAGUAUGGUGGUUUGGCGCAAUCAGCAGCACUCUACAUUAACCCAUGGAUUAUGUUAAGCCAUAGUGUCUAUAAUGAUACGUUAUUACAGUAUUUCAGAUGAGAGAGAAGAUAGAGAUGAUGAUACACCUGGAGUCUAUCUCCAUACAACAGCCAGUAGAUUGAUCAAUUGCCCAUACAAGGCUUCGCCAUGUGGGAUACACAUACUCCCCCAACACACUGCUUCAGGUGUCAUCAUCAGUCACCAUUACUGCAUGUGCAGGCCUGUUUUUUUUUACAUUUUUUAUUUUUUACAUUUUUUAGUCAUUUAGCAGACGCUCUUAUCCAGAGCAACUUACAGUUAGUGAAUACAUAUAUUUUUUUUUAUACUGGCCCCCCGUGGGAAUCAAACCCACAACCCUGGCGCUGCAAACGCCAUGCUCUAUCAACUGAGCUACAUCCCUGCCGGCCAUUCCCUCCCCUACCCUGGACGACGCUGGGCCAAUUGUGCGCCACCCAUGAGUCUCCCGGUUGCGGCCGGCUGCGACAGAGCCUGGAUUCGAACCAGGAUCUCUAGUGGCACAGUUAGCACUGCGAUGCAGUGCCUUAGACCACUGCGCCACUCAGGAGGCGUUUUUUUUUUUUUCUCUACAUACCCAUCAUACAUCAUCGCUUUCGCUGUCCAUUGCUACUGUUGUAUCCCUCAUGUGCAGCAGUAUUGUUGUUGUGAAAAUGCAAGGAGAACAGAUGAUGUUAAGAUGAUAUGAUCUUAUUUAAAAUACAGUUAUAUCUUAAAUAUGUUUCAGUGCUUUAUGUGUGUUUGGUACACUAACAUACAAACCUUGAUGUCAUGUGUCACUUUGUGGCAGAGCUGCAGUCUGGUCUGGUGUGGUGUGAUAUGAGCUCAUACUGCCCUCUGCUGAUUAGGAGAAUUAUCACGUGGUCUCAGACAUUAUUUUAUAUGGGUAAUCCUCCCUUGAGCCAGUUGAAUUAAAAUUCCAUCCCAGCAUUGGCUUAGUGUGUUUGUGUCUAUGUGCUUGGAGCAGUAAAUAAGAUACAUUUUCUUUCUGUCAUUUGAUUUCCAGGGUAAGGAAGAGUUUGAGAAGAAUCAGAGGCAAUUAUUAGAGAAAGGGACCAGACAAAACAAAACCACACUGGAACGGCAGCAGGUGAGGACCUGUGGGUCUAUCAGUCAGUGAGAGUGGAUUUGUAUCUGAUUCAUUAAUAAGGGAGUGUUUGAAAGAACAUUAUGAAUGACUGUGCUGUUACAUUGGUGUCUUAGAGGUUGAGGGUUCAGUCAGUACAUAUGGGAUGUUUACAGAUCAGGCGGGUAUUUAUUUACUCUCUCUGUGUUCCCAUCUACUGCAGCUGAAACAGUUUGAGCAACUGGAGCAGGAAGUCAGCCGGCCAAUCAACAAUGACAUCUCAGGCUGGACCCCGCCUCCCCACUAUCCGGCGGCCCAGCGGAGCAAGCUGAGCAUGGGCGACCGGCAGCUGCUGCUCUUCUACUCGGAGCAGUGUGAGGCAAACGUCACCACCCUCACCAACGCCAUCGACGCCUUCUACUCCUCCAUCAACAACAACCAGCCGCCCAAGAUCUUUGUGGCUCACAGCAAAUUUGUCAUCCUCAGCGCACACAAGCUGGUGUUCAUCGGGGACACGCUCUCUCGGCAGGCCAAGUCCCUGGAGGUGCGGGCGCAUGUGGCCCAGCACAGUAAUGCUCUGUGUGACAAACUCAAGGACAUCGUGGUGAGCACCAAGACUGCAGCGCUGCAGUACCCUUCCCCUGGUGCUGCACGAGACAUGACGGAGAGGGUUCGGGAGCUGGCCGGCUGUACACAGCAGUUCCGCAUGGCUCUGGGCCAGCUGGUGGCCAUGUGAACCUUCGGUCCUGAGACACUGACAUGGGGAGUCCACACUGGGACACACAGCACCCACCUACCCAGUGGGCCACUAUCACAGACACAUGGACCCUUCAUCCUCCUCUUGUGCUUUUAAUUUUUUUUAAAGGACAACUAUCUGACUGGGCUGGGCCAUUGGUUGUAAAUUAAUCAUUGUAAAUAUUUAAGUUACUAUUAGCCAGAAAAAAAGUGAAAGAAAAUGUACUUCCACUAUAUAUAUGUUUUUGAGACCUUAUGGAAAAAAUGCAACAUUAUGUAGUUUUUAGGCAAUGUCCAUUAUUAUUAUUGCUAUACUAUAAUUAUUGCUCUGAUUAUUAUAAUUGUUAUCAUUAUUGUUAUAAUGCGUUGAUUAAGGAUGUUUAAAUUUCAAACAAAAUGUAUGUCGUACUUAAUGCUGUUUUUCAUCCCAGAUUAUCAAUAUUGGUGGAUUUUGUAAAAGUAAUGUACUUAGGUGAGGUGGAGGAUAUGUUGACAGAAAAUUAAUAGCUUUCCUUAGAGCAGUGAAAGGAGGCUGGGUGUCUUGUUGUGAUUGCAAGGCAUUCUGGGUAGGG
Messenger RNA from Coregonus sp. 'balchen', 10793 nucleotides. The record is from the annotation of a GenBank genome assembly. Lineage: Eukaryota; Metazoa; Chordata; Actinopteri; Salmoniformes; Salmonidae.